This is a messenger RNA of Mycotypha africana, 794 nucleotides long. RefSeq lists its product as uncharacterized. The record is from RefSeq and is a predicted model, not a curated record. Lineage: Eukaryota; Fungi; Mucoromycota; Mucoromycetes; Mucorales; Mycotyphaceae. Bases 297 to 515 code for a protein of 72 amino acids. The transcript has 2 exons.
AAUAAUUGUGUCUUCUUUGUAUAUGUUGAAUAAUAAACCAAAUUAAUGAAUUUGUAAAGGAACACUAUGCUUGUUGUCCUUUUGAAGCUAGUUCUACUCAAGUACUGCUAGUGCUCGUAUAGGUUUUACAGCUCACAAAAAAUUCAUAUACAUAAGAUAAUAGUAGUAGCUACUUAUCGAAAUGAGUAAUUGGUCAUGACCACAUGUUAUUUAACAGUUAAAAGAUUAUGUUAUACAAAACUAUAAUUGCGUACAAAGAUCAGCACCCAUAACUGAGCAAAAGCGUACACUUUGUGAUGGCUAUAUUGAUCUAUACAAUAGUUCUGGUACGAGACACUCUUUUCCUUUCUUUCUUUUUUAACCUUCUUUUUUUGUUUUCCUGGUUUUUUGACGGCCGGUGUAUGAGUACAUUCCUUUCCACCCUCGUGGUGACGCUAAGAGUGUUUUCAACGUCUAAUUCACCACUUGAACAUAAUGAUAUCACAUUUUUCAUAUUACUUUCUGCUGAUCGAUAACGAAAUACUUCGAUAACAAAAUAGGGGAAUUCUUCAGUCUAAUAGAUGACAAGCAAAACAGCAACAGUAAAGGAAGAUACUAUAUUAGACUUCUCUCUCUUAUCGCAGUAGUGGUGUAUACCAAAAGCAGCUGAAAUCGGAGUAUAUAGUUACCUCAGUACUCGGAUCUCGUUGAGGUUUUAUACAUUUACUUGGCGCGAUUCAAGAAAAUUUUUAUCCCACGAUAAUUUGUAGGCAUACGUUCUAGUAAGAAAGGAUUACUUACAUAAGAAUAAGGAG